Molecule: messenger RNA, 822 nt
Organism: Rattus rattus (black rat)
Lineage: Eukaryota; Metazoa; Chordata; Mammalia; Rodentia; Muridae
Gene: C11H22orf31
Product: chromosome 11 C22orf31 homolog
Source: RefSeq, a predicted model, not a curated record
AUGGGCCGUCAGUGCAGGGACCCCGGGCGCGGCCCGGGGCAGAGGGCAGCACCAGGAGCCGGGGGCGGCCAUGGGAGCAGGACGGAGCUCAGCGUCGCCCCGCCCCCGCCGCCGGGCCCGCCCCCCCCCGCCCCCCCCCCCUCAGUGACGCCCCGCCUUCCUCAGCACCGCCCCGCCUUCCUCAGCACCGCCCCGAUUGCCAGCAGCCUGCAAGGCUCCACAGCCGAGCCGACUGCGCGUGCGCGUUCUACCCGCGGCCUGCCACUCACGCGCCGGAGCCGGCCGGGGCCCCGCCUGGCCCCGCCCUCACGGGCCGCGAGAAUCAAUGUAAGACAAGAUCCCAGCAUCCCUACCUAUGGGCUCCAAUAAUCUACCUCAAUCAACACCAGGCUACAGGACUGCUAUGUGGUCCCACCAUCUGUGCAGUCAGAACGGGUGCAGAGCAGACUAGCACCCAGCACCAGAAAGUUCAAAGGAGAAAAAGGAACAGUCAGCCAAGAUCUUAAGGACAGAUAUGCCAAACAUGCAGCCACUACCCAAGUGUUGUCCAGGGACAGUGGAUGGCAGUCUGGAAGGCCGGAAACCCAAGAGGAACAGCAGUUGGAGGUCAUGCCAACCAUCCAUGGCAUCCUCCCUGAGGGUUUCCAGGCUUUGUACCACACUGUGGUAGAGUUCAUGUUGUGAGAUCCUUCUGGAAGCCCCAAGAGGUACAGCUCAGAGAUAGGCAAGGCCAUUAAACAAAGGCUCUGGGAAGCUUUGCACAGUCAACUGCCACCAGGAGUGCAUGGAGGGACCUGAAGCUGGGAGGGAGUAUGGCUGCUG